AUGGAUACACAAAAGAUUUCAAAGUACUGGUGUGUCGUACCAGGCUGUACGUCAGACGGACGUAAAAAGCGGAACCUGGAAAAGUAUCCAGCUAUGGAAGGAGUUGAUUAUUUUUUCCCGUUUCCGACCCGUCUAAAGAACAACACAAUUAGAAAGAGGUGGAUCUCUCAGAUUAAUAGAGAGAAUUUUGAACCAAAACGACAUCAUCGGGUGUGCUCCAAUCAUUUUGUUGACGGAAGACCUACCGAGUGUAAUCCAGUCCCAACAUUGUUUCCAAGAAAUAAUUUCAUGCGCCCAUUGAAGGAGAGACCACAGAAUGCUGUUGAAAAAAGAAGCAACUUCACCUCUGUUCAACCUGAUAAAUUUCAAGAUAAUAAAACACUUGGGCUUGAACUCUUUAAUGCACCACCAGUUGCAGCAGAAGUUGUUGUAACUGCAGUUCUUGAAGGUGAAACAGCUCCUCAAGUUCAAUCCAGAAAGUUGCCAGGAAUAGCAGCUAAGUCCAGUGUCGUGAAUCUUGAUCAUUCAUACAUGUCCAAAGAAAAAAGCUUGGAUAGACCUGAACCUGUUGAAAUGUCCACACAAACGGAUCUUACAGGAGAAGAUAUUGAACUCUUGCGGCGGCAGACCACAGAGAUGAAAGCAAAACUGGCUGACAAAGAAACAUUGAUACGAGACUGUUUCUUGGAAAAUGUCGUCAAGUCUGAUCAAUCAGUAAAACAUUACACAGGAUUACCAAGUAAACCUAUUUUGUAUGGAUUGUUUUCAUCAAUAGAAGCAGACAAAUGCAAACUCAAAUACUGGGCAGGAAAAAAAUCUGUUGGUGAAAUGAAAUAUGAAGAGGAAGGAAACAAACCAGGACCCAAACGGAAGCUCAGUCCCUACGAGGAAUUCAUUUUAACUCUUGUCAGACUACGACUUGGAAUGGUAGGAUUUGUUCUUGCAGAUUUAUUUGGUGUUUCACAAAUUUUUACCACCUGGAUAUCAUAUAUGCAUGAUGUUUUUAGUCCACUUAUUAAAUGGCAGUCUAGAGAAAAAAAUAUCAAAUACAUGCCAAAAUCAUUCAAGAAAUCAUUUCCCAGGACUUGUGCUAUUAUAGACUGCACCGAAUUUUUUGUUCAGAGGCCAAAAACUCCUACUUGUCAGUCAGCAACCUACAGCUCUUACAAACAUCAUAACACAUUCAAAUGUUUAGUGAGCAUUACCCCUUCCGGUGCAUUUAACUAUAUUUCAGACUUAUGGGCUGGAAAUGUAUCCGAUAGAUAUAUUACUGAGAAUAGUUCUUUUUUGGAUAAUAUAGAGCCAUACGAUGAAGUUAUGGCUGAUCGUGGCUUUAACAUUGGGGACCUUUUGACCUUGAGAAGAGCGACUCUGAAUAUUCCUCCUUUUACUCACAAGUGUCUUUGGGGUAAAGGAAAACAUUUGAAUGCCAAUGAAAUAAGGAAAACUAGAAAAAUAGCAAAUUUAAGAAUUCAUGUAGAGAGAGCAAUACAAAGACUAAAGUGUUUCAAACUACUUUCAAAUAUUAUUCCAUUGAAAUUAAAACCUAUUUGUAAUCAAAUGUUAAAAGUUGCUGCAUUUUUAUGCAACAUUGACAAACCUCUUGUUAAAAACUAG
This is a messenger RNA of Saccostrea cuccullata (small rock oyster), 1617 nucleotides long. RefSeq lists its product as uncharacterized. The transcript is spliced from 5 exons. The record is from RefSeq and is a predicted model, not a curated record. Lineage: Eukaryota; Metazoa; Mollusca; Bivalvia; Ostreida; Ostreidae. Bases 1 to 1617 code for a protein of 538 amino acids.